CCCUCGCUGCGAGCUCCGAGUCCGCGACUCCCACUUGACUUGACGAUCCGUCCAUCGCCAUCUGAGAUUGAGCGACCUUUCCUCUUGCUCCUCCUCCAGUUCCUCCUCUUGCUCCUUCUUCCUCUCGUUCUAGAGCAACAUUACCAACAAUCGAUUCAUUGCUCUUCGACCACUCACAGCUUGGCAAUCUGAUCCAUCGGUGGAACACACUCCUCACACCGUGUCUUUACUCAGGGUUGCGCAAGAGGUGGGGGCAGCAUUACCAGCAGCAUCAGAAUGUCAUUGUCAUCUUGUUGAAGUUGGAUGUGGAACGCGGUUGAAAGCCCUUAAUGGUGUUAGCUAGUAGUGUGUGCGCCGCGGGUGGAGUAGUUGGUUACUGUACUGUUGGUUUUUCUAAUUAGUGAUGUGAAGGUCAUCAUAAUGGUAGAGGAGUGGUGCUUGGCGCCUCUUCGUCUGGAAGCUUAGAAGGAUCUAGCCAGGGUCUGUUGAAUUCCGAUUACCAGAAGUUGGGUGGCCGAGUGUGGAGACGUAAAUGUCGUGGUCUGUGGAGUGUCGUGGUGCUUGUGGGUGCAAGUGACGCCGUGUCGGAUCGCUGGGAGGUUUUAUUCCAUUUUUUUCUUCAUUUUACUGAGGGAGGAGUGAAUAAGUUGUAGUUCUUGUUGGACUUAGUGUUUGGGUUCUUGCAACCGCGAGGGGAUCGUAAUCCACCGGUAGGAGUGAAAAAAUCAGGGACAGAUAGAUGACUAUCACUCUGGCUAACAGUAGCCAUUUGGCUUUGAUGAAAUAUUUUUAACUGUGAAUAGCGCGGAUGCAAGCAAGGCAUUAUGUUUUGUGAGCAGUAAGGGUGUUGUUACGACUGCUGGAGACAAAGUGCGAGUAUUGAGUGUUCUUGGGUAUUACAAGGGUUUUCUUAGAAGCUGAGUGCAUUCUUUUAUCGCAUCAUCGUUGACAGUUGCAGGCUUUGCUUUCUGAGUGGGGCAGCCAGGUCUUUGCAGUCCUUAACACGGCAACAGCAGAAAGAGCAUAGCAGCGGCAGACAUCGCCGAAAGGUCCUUAAUCAACCUCAGUCCCAAGACGGCGCUGCCCCUGCAUUAGGAUUGAAAGUUAGUCGUUGCUGCAACCAUUUUUUUUUUGAUUUAUGCUCGGAGGCGCGUCACCGCAAAUCUCUUCUAUUUUUGGCCCAAUCAUCAGUCGCCCAUCCUGCUCUUAUUGCUUCACAACUAUUCUUUCCACAGCUGAUUUGUCAGGUUGAGGUACUAUUUACCUUGAUAAGGACCAUGCACAUAGAAGUGCCAAAAAUCAUUUGAGAACCUGCACUUUUACUGUCCGCUGAGGAAACCAGAGGCUCGUUGGGUUCGCUGGGCAUUCAAUCGAAGAUGCACUCAGAUUGCCUGAUCUCCGUCUGAACUCUGGAUCAACCUCUUUAAAGUUUGCUUCGAAGUCGAGAGGCCCCAGAUCUUUCCUUCUGAAAUUCUCCAACAGUUUUGGCAGCUAUUACGGCCCUCCAACCUCUUCGAUGGCGGUACUUUGCUGAUAGUCGACCUGCCGAUAGACUCAAAAUUUAGUAUUUGUGAGGCAGCUUACUACUUAACGGACUAGAACCGUGAGAAUUAUUCGCAUCCCAGAAUGGAUACCAAGCAAGGAUUGCCGACGCUGAACCAUUUGCUCCAGCAUACCCUUCGCAGGCUUUGCACCGAGUCACAGUGGGUUUAUGCAGUCUUCUGGCGCAUCUUGCCGCGCAAUUAUCCUCCUCCACAAUGGGAUUCUCAAGGUGGCAUGGACAGAUCCAAGGGCAACAAACGCAACUGGAUUUUGGUGUGGGAGGAUGGCUUUUGCAAUUUCUCAGCAUGUGCUGCUGGUGUAGCGAAAGACACAAGAGGAGGGCCUCCGUCUUACCCGGCUGCUCAGUCGAAGCAACGAGGCAACAGCGACGAAUGUGAAGCAAUGAGCCCCGAGCUUUUCUUCAAAAUGUCUCACGAAGUUUACAAUUACGGAGAAGGUUUGAUGGGAAAGGUCGCCGCUGACAGUAGCCACAAGUGGGUUUACCGGGAGCCGGUAGAGCACGAAAUUAGCUUCCUUUCUCCAUGGCACAGCUCCCUUGAUCCUCAUCCACGCACAUGGGAAGCGCAGUUUAAGUCUGGAAUCCAGACCAUUGCAGUGGUGGCAGUUCAGGAAGGUGUUCUUCAGUUGGGUUCCACUAAGAAGAUAAUGGAGGACCUGAACUUUGUACUUCACAUGCAACGGAAGUUCAACUACCUGCAAUCUAUUCCCGGGGUUUUUGUUCCACACCCAAUGUCAUGUGCAGGCAAGAAGCGACCGAAUGGCGAUGGCUCCCCACCAUCUGAUCGUAACAACUGGAUGCCAAUGGUAGGAUCCGACUACGACAGGCCUACGUCAAAUUCUCAUAUGACUGCUCGCUCGAUCGACCAGUUCUUGUCGCCACGAAUUGGCCCACAGCUAUGGCGCUCUCCAAGCGACACUACCGUACUCGGAGCGAAGCGGCCACCGGAUUCGGAGCCUCUGAUCUUGAAUUUCAAGGAUUAUCCCUACAAGAAUGGCAGCGAUGGAUUUCACCACCGGCCUGAAUGUCCAUCUCCCCCCAAAUCCUUGAACACCGGGCACAAUAGUCCACAAGGGGCAACGAGUCCAACCAUUCCCAACCUUCUUCCGUCAAUGUCAAGCUUGCAAGCUCUACUAUCCAAGCUGCCGAGCGUGACACCCACGGAAGGGGAGAGCACCUGCACAAGUACCAUGCCAACCACCAGUAGCUUCGAUGGGAGCACUACCUUCGUGAGCAGCAGUCGUCCUCCUGUCAGCCGGCCUGCCGUGACGAAACCCCCUGUGGUUGAUUCCAGGCCAAAUCCUUCCACAGAGAGUCCUUCAAUCGAGAAUGGCAACGGACACAUGCCGGAAGUUGUUUUGGCCAAGACGGAAACGGAACCAUUGCAGGAGAAGAUCGGCGCCGCUGUAAGCUCCUCCCCUAGCUCGGGCAACUCCGAUGUGGCUUCGGUGGAGCAUACAUCUGACGACACUGAGGGACACGAGGCUACGGGGACAUCGAAGUUCAAGGACAGCCACAAGUUCAGCAGCUCCUUUCUCGACACGUUCGACAACCUCGCCGACUUCGGUGCUCAUCUGGAAUCCUUGGAGACCGGUGACUCGUAUCACUCAUUCUUAAACGAGAUCUACAGAUGAUGAAGUCGUCGCCGUUGCCGUUACCGCCGCCGACCGACCAUCACACUCUGCAGAUAUAAAUCAUUGGCAGGCCCUGUACAAUUCCCCUGCUGAUUUCUCGUCCGACUGCAAACCAUCUGGGUGAAACCAGGACUUCACGAUUGAUGCAGCAUCAUGUAAGAUUUAAGAUUGAAUUAGCUCCUGGGGGACCUCCAUCAAGAAUGUAGAUCUCAUCUAGAUCAGCUAUUUGAUCCCGGGCUGGUUGCUUUGUGCUGUGCUGUUCAAUGAUUGCAAGGGGAGCAUGGAUCACGGUGCAGUGGCCUUAGCUUGCGGGACUUAGAAUUAACCGGGAUUUAUUGUACAGCUCUUUAGAUAGUGGGACACCAUUGAUUUCACAGUGCUCACUGACGCAAGUUUCCUUUCGUGUGUGGUGUGCUUUACCGAUUUAGACGAUUGCAAAUUGGUAGAUUUUUGUGCCAAAGGCGUGCAGAGCACACAUACUUGAUUCAUCAUUUUCCUUUCAUUCGAAUUGCCUCUCUUAAUAUCCAUUUCUGACAGCCUACGUAGCCUGGUCUACAGCGCUUUGGUCGA
Molecule: messenger RNA, 3765 nt
Organism: Physcomitrium patens
Lineage: Eukaryota; Viridiplantae; Streptophyta; Bryopsida; Funariales; Funariaceae
Source: RefSeq, a predicted model, not a curated record